UUUUUCAAAAGCGAAUUUCAGUUGAUAUUAAACAGACGAGUCGUGUGGAGGCAAAACGGGUCAAAUUCGAUACACACAGUCACAACUAGAAUUGAUUUAUAGCUAAACACACAACCAACCCACCCACCCACACACACACACACACAGACAGACAGACAGACAAAAUGGCUGCCACUGACAACAGCAAUGAGGCUUUCAAUUUGCGCCUCAACUAUAUGAGACCGGAAACCUUGGAGAUCGCACGCGUUGAACUGCGCGAAACGGAGGAGGUGAAGGUGGAGGCAAUUAAGAAAUUGCGUGAACUGCUGCAUGCCUCACCCGAGCUUAACUACAAGGACGAUGAUGCUUUCCUCACUAUCUUUCUGCGCGCCUGCCAUUUUUAUCCCGAAAGUGCAUUGGAAAAGAUGAAAACCACCGCCACUUUUCGCAAGGAAUACGCCAGCCUAGUGCAUGGCCUACAGGUGGAGCAGGUGCGUGAGCGCUUCAUCAAGGGCAGCGUCAUCAAUGUGCUCAAGAAUUGCGAUCAGAAGGGCCGACGCGUGUUGAUCGUAAACAGCGGCAAGUUGUGGGAUCCCAAUGAAAUACCCAGCGAUGAAAUGUUCCGCAUGCUCUACAUGGUGCACAUUGCUGCGCAGCUGGAGGAGGAGACACAAGUGCGUGGUGUUGUCGUUAUAAUGGACUUCGAUGGGCUGGCCAUGAAGCAAGUGAAGGCGCUGUCGCCAAGCUUCUCCAAGCGUCUGCUUACCUUCAUCCAAGAGGCCAUGCCGCUGCGCAUGAAGGAAGUGCACUUUGUCAAGCAGCCAUUCAUCUUCAACAUGGUCUGGACGCUGUUCAAGCCAUUCGUCAAGGAGAAGCUCAACAAGCGCAUGCACUUCCAUGGCAGCGAUAUGAAGUCGCUACACAAGUUCCUUGAUCCUUCAGUGCUGCCAGCCAACUACAAGGGCACACAGCCUGCUAUUGAUUAUGGCGGCGCUCAAUGGAUUAACGCGCUGGAAGCUCAGGCCGAUUAUGUCAACACCUGGAGUGAACUGGGCCCAGCCAAGUGGUAGACUUCUAGCUUACAAAUUUGUCUUAAUAUAAAAUACGUUUUUGUUUAGUUUUUCGACAAUAAAAUAGUUAACAAAAUAAAGCUGUUAGAUAAAAAUUU
Molecule: messenger RNA, 1147 nt
Organism: Drosophila busckii
Lineage: Eukaryota; Metazoa; Arthropoda; Insecta; Diptera; Drosophilidae
Product: alpha-tocopherol transfer protein-like
Exons: 4
Coding region: 165-1049 (294 amino acids)
Cellular component (GO): membrane
Molecular function (GO): phosphatidylinositol bisphosphate binding
Source: RefSeq, a predicted model, not a curated record